AUUUAUAGAUCGACGUAACGGAAUUUUUGCGCAUGAGUAGAAAGAGUAAACAAUGACUUAAUUCUAAUUCAACAACAUAGCCUAUAAAUUAUACGAACAGUAAACAAACUUUGUGUUUAUUUAUUUAUACUUAUACUAUUAUUUAUUAUAAUAUUUAUCUGUUUUGUGUGUUACAUGGAUUAGGAAAUAAACGAAAGUAUGCUCUUGGUGCCGCCUGCCGUGGGAUUUCCAACUAUUUUGUUUCAUUUCCUGGUCUUUAAAUGUUUAUUGGAUUUACCUAUCGUAUAAUAUGUGUGGAUAACCACGAAUUAGGCUAAUAAACAACUCAUAUUUAUCUGAAAUAUUGAAAUGACUCUAUGAUAUAUUUUUAUUAAAUUAAUAACUUAACAUCCAUUGUAUUAACAAAUAAUUAACAAAAUUCGAAUAUGUUGACAAUCAACUUUUUACAAAACACAAGGAAUGAGGGGGCGGGGCGGGUCCACUUUGAGUGACAGAACAAAAUUCUGCCUUAUGAUUGGCCAGACGGAAGAAACGCACUGUAAAAGAUGAAAGUUGGUCAUCUCUUAUGUUACGUUACGUUUCUCUUACGUUCCGUCAGGCGCUUGCGUUCAUCUAUAAACACGAGUACACAAAAUUCGGUGUUGAUCUUUUCCAGUGCGUCUCCGUUGGGUCUACGUCUACGCUACGUCAAACUAUAAAUCCAACUUUAUUCUUAUUCGUCGAAAUACUGGUUGCAUACAUUAAGUGUAGGGAUUCUGUAAGAUUCUGUAGUAGUCAUGUGUCAGCGUCACCUGUCACCUCGCACCCAAUGUUUUUUGUUUUUGUCUGUAAAAGGCUCAAAUGCUCAAACCAUAGAUUUAGAUGGCUCAAACCAACUCAAAUUAUAAAAGGUAAAAAAAAACAACUGUACAUAAUUGUAAAUUUAUUAUUGGGAUACGCAAAGACAAAAUCAAGUGUAAUCAUAUGGAAAUAAAACAAGAAAUUAGUGAAGAAACUUAUAAAAUAAAAAUAGAGUGUAAUGACUUAGAUUAUGUUCUUUUGGAUGGAUUUAAAUCUGAAAUUCAGGAGGAAUGCGAUAGGCAAAGUACACAUGGCACAGAGGAUUAUUUAGACUUGCCCAUAAAAACUGAAAUAGAACAACAUGGAAAUAAACUUAACCCAUUCCAAGAAAAUCAAAAAGGUAAUCUCCAAGAGGGACACAAAAUGGAAAUUACGGAGACAUUAAUUGAAGAUUCAUCUUACGAAGGAAAUGAUAUGAGUAAACACACUGAAGGAAAAACAUUAAAUAAAUACAUGGCAGUUGCGACUGGACAAAGACCUUACAAUUGUGAAAUAUGUUUUAAACAAUUUAGUGAUUCGCUUAAUUUGAAAACACAUUUAAGAGUGCACACUCGAGAAAAACCUCAUAAGUGUGAAAUUUGUUUUAAGCAAUUUAGUCAAGCAGGUAAUUUGGAAAAGCAUAUGAGAACGCAUACAGGAGAAAAACCAUAUAAGUGUGAAAUUUGUUUUAAGCAAUUCAAUCAAGCAGGUAAUUUAAAAACACAUUUGAGAGUGCACACUCGAGUAAAACCUCACAAGUGUGAAAUUUGUUUUCAGCAAUUUAGUCACGGAGCUAGUUUGAAAACACAUUUGAGACUGCACACUGGAGAAAAACCAUAUAAGUGUGAAAUUUGUUUUAAACAAUUUAGUGAUUCAGGUAAUUUGAAAUCACAUUUGAGAGUGCACACUCAAGAGAAACAUCACAAGUGUGAAAUUUGUUUUCAGCAAUUUGGUCAAUCAAGUGAUUUGAACACACAUUUGAGAGUGCACACUGGAGAAAAACCAUACAAGUGUGAAAUUUGUUUUAAACAAUUUAGUAAUUUACGUAAUUUGAAAACACAUCUAAGAGUGCACACUGGAGAAAAACCAUACAAGUGUGAAAUUUGUUUUAAGCAAUUUAGUCAAGCAGGUAGUUUGAAAACACAUUUGAGAGUGCACGCUGGAGAAAGUCCAUAUAAGUGUGAAGUUUGUUUUAAACAGUUUAGCCAAAAAUGUACUUUGGAAACACAUCUGAAAGUGCACACUGGAGAAAAAUCUUACGAGUGUGAAAUUUGUUUUAAGAAAUUUAGUCAAGCAGGUAAUUUGAAAACACAUUUAAAAGUGCAUACUGGAGAAAAGCCUUACAAGUGUGAAAUUUGUUUUAAGCAAUUUAGUGAAGCAGGAAAAUUGAAAAGUCAUAUGAGAAUACACACUGGAGAGAAGCCUUACAAGUGUGAAAUUUGUUUUAAGCAAUUUAGUGAAGCAUGUAAUUUGAAAACACAUUUGAGAGUGCACACUGGAGAAAAAGCUUACAAGUGUAAAAUUUGUUAUAAGCAGCUUAGUGAUACACGUAAAUUGAAAACACAUUUAAGAGGGCACACUCGAAAAAAAUCUCACAAGUGUGAAAUUUGUUUUAAACAGUUUAUUGCUACAAAUGUUUUGAAAAAUCAUUUGAGAACACAUACAGGAGAAAAACCUUAUCAGUGUGAUAUUUGUUUAAGGCAGUUUAAUCAAGCAUCUAAUUUGAAAACACAUUUGAGAGUGCAUACUGGAGAAAAAUCUUCAUCAUCCAGCAUUUUAAAUCCAAAGUUAUAGGCCUUCCCUAAUAAUUUCUUCCAGUUCUGUCGAUCUUGGACUUCCUGCAACCAAUAGGGAACUUGCAUAAAUUUUUAAAUAUUAAAAUAAUAUUAAAAAACAUAAGGUAACAUGAUCUUAAAACGCUUGCAUGCAAAAAAAACCAAAUAUUUAAACCCAUACGGUUAUUACGACGCUUUGAAAAUGCUAUGAAAUUCAAAUUUCUUAGGAGGCGCUUGAACGUCCUUCUAUUGGUCUGACGUCAAAGACCACGGUCAACCGGGCUAGGAGUCGAAAACAACACGAUUAGAGUAUUACGGAAAUUGUGUAUUAUUCUCCUUUUCAUGACCAUUUUUCAGUGCGUCACAAAUUAUAGAAAAAAAGGUAAGUCCGUGAUAAUACACAUUUAUGACAUUUAUUCUAACAUGACAUUUUAGUUAAAUCUGACAGUUGUCACAUUUUAUUUUCAAUUUGGAAUAAAGCAAAUUAAUUGUGUCUAUUGCAUUUAUAAAAUGGUAUUUUCUUUGAUUUGUAUAGUCUUAUAAAUUGUACAGAUUAUAUAGAUAAUAUUAUUAUUUUAUUUAAUAAAUAAUUCUUUUUUGAUUAUGGCGCCGUCUAUCGACAACUAGAAUAACUAGAAUAAAUGUUAUAAAUGUCUGUAAUCAGCGACGUGCGUUUUUUUCUGUCAGAUACAAUUUAAUGUGUUAGAGAGAAAUCGAAAAACUGUUACGCACUGAAAAAUGGUCAUGAAAAGGACUAUACAUUUUAAUCGUAUUUAAUUGGAAAUUACCAGGUAGUAUUUGUAUUCUUAUAUAGUUCUACAAUCAGUUUAUUUAGUUUCAAAAUAAAAUUUAUAAAUCUUUAGAAAUUGCUACUUUCUAAAGGGUUUAAAACGCAUAAGUACUGUUAGUCAUGAGGGUUUUUCAAAACAAAGCGAUUAGGUUAUUCUGGGGAUUGUAAGGGUAAGUUUAAUUUAAUUGAACUGGAGAUUAAAAAUACAAGAUCUUAAAUACAUAUUUACUAAUUAAUGGAACAGAUUUUGCAAAUAUUCUCGAAGCAUUUCUUUCGCUUAUGGCGAAAUCAUCUCCAAGAGAGACAUAAAUGUGUGUCCUGUUAUCUUUUUUAGAGUUAAAAAUAGAUGCAUUGUUUGCGUUUUACAAUAUUUUUCCAUUAACUAAAACGUAUAAAACGAAACGUAUACAAUCUAGGUCUGUAUUGAAACUUCAUCGCUGUACAAUUCAGAGACAAACUUUUAAAUUGUUUUGCUUCCUCUUCUUUCGCAUCUUCACAAGAUACAGAAACACUUUCAUUGUACCAAUAGUCAUCACUACCACUAUAUAUUCAGUAUUAUCUUCAAAUACAGAACUUCCUGGUUCAAUUUUUGCAUCUUCAAAUAUUGUUUCAAGUCUUACAGGUGAAGUUCCUGCAUCCUUAUUAUGUAUUUGCAAUGGUUGCAACCCGACUGUAUUAACACGCCUUUGAAAUAUACACUGAAUACCUUUAUUGAGAUACCGUUUUUGAGGUAAAGCUGGUUGGUUUAAUUCAGGUCCUGAUUGAACUAAGUUUGUGAAAUUAGGAUCACACUGUCUCUUAUCAUCAUUGUCCUCUAGAACAGACUUAGAUGUAGAAGCGACAUCUUCAAGAAGCUAUCGUUUAACCCUUUUAAGGGCUGCUUCCCUCACAGGCUGAAAAAAGCUCGUUUUCUGUCUGGUUGACAAUCAAAUAUGUGCGGGACAAUACCUGACUUAAUUUUGUGACCACUCAUAAUCUUGAAUUAUAUAUAGUUAUCCAUGUCUUGUUCCAACUGCAACCAAUAAAGAAGUUUAAGCAGGCACAUUUCAUGAAACGACAACUAAUAUUUUUUCUUGAAAUAGAAAAUGUCUUAUUAGAUACCUAAUUAGAUAAAUAUUCACUUCGAAAUAAUCCUCACAGACAUAAAGACCUUUGCUACUGUGUGAAAUAUCCUUUUUAUCUCGCAAGCAUGCCUUUAGCCACUUUAAUCGACGUUUUGAUUCUACUAGUAGAGUAAAAAAUUGUUUGUUGGAUGUGGCGACAGUUGUGCUUUGGCAUUCCGGUACUAUAUAGUACUUAUAUAACGCUGCGCAGAUUUGUUUUCAACUUUGAUAAAGUAUAUUAUACACUAAAUACAAUAAUAUUGUUACAAUACAAUACAAUAAUAACACAGUUAUUCGACAAGCAUAACUAAGAAUGGCAGAAUGCAUUAAAUGCAAUAGCUCACCGAACGGGCGAACGAGAACGCAGUGGUUGGUGACGUCAGACCCCAGCUCGCGCUUUUGAAUUUGUUUGAAACGGAAAUUUUGCGCGCGGAACUUUGAUCACUUGUUGUACGUACACCAUUCAUUGUUAAGACGUAAUAUUUUGAAUAUAACAUUUUUAAACAUAAAUUAACAAUUUUAUGCAAAAAUAUUUUUAUGUGCAAGUUCCCUAUUCCCAGCAAUCCUCUUGACGUCGUCUGUCCAUCGUGUAAGUGGUCUACCUCUACUUCUUUUGUCUGCGCGUGGUCUCCACACUGUUAUUUUUUAGGUCCACCUCCCGUCCUUCAUUCCCAUGGCCCAUGGGAUGCAUGGAGAAUCCCUUCGUCUGUCCAUCGCUUAGGUGGUCUACCUCUACUUCUUCUAUUUGCUCGUAGUCUCCACACUGUAAUUUUUUGGGUCCACCUCCUGUCCUUCAUUUACCAUGACCCGCCCAAUGACACUUCAGCCAUGCUAUUCUCUCUAUGACAUCUGUGACGCCUGUCCUGAUUUCCUCGUUUCUAACCCUGUCUCUGAGAGUCAGUAGUGAAUGUUCCAUUUUUGUUUGGGCAAUUCUUAAGUUUGGUUGAUGUGGCCUGGCUUAACGAUAGUGUUUCGUGUUUCGGCGCCGUAAGUCAUGACUGGAAGCAUGAUACUAUAAAUAACGAGAUAGUAUCUUCCCGUAGCUCAGAUACGUUCGAGUUCGCGCAUGAUGACGUAACUGGAGACCGGAAGUUGAAUUUGAAUUCUUGUUAAAAUUAAAUGGGAUUUGUAUGCAUUCUGUGAUGAAAUUAUUCAAUUAGCAACAUAACAUUAAAUUUCAAUGAAUUUGAAAAAAAAUUAGUGUCGAGAUUCCUGUCAAAAUAACUGACAUUAAUAAAAUAUAAAAUACACUUAUCUUACAACCGCGAACAAUUCAAACUAAUCGGACAUUACGAAUUAUUACAAACCACUACGAACUUACCGGUCUCCAGUUACGUCACGACUUCAGGAUGUGCAAUAUAUUAUCUUGUUAUUUAUAGUAUCAUGACUGGAAGCACACAUUGGUCGAACGUCUAUUUUUUCAGAUAGUUUGGCAUGUUGCUCUAGAACAUGUCUGAUAGAGCUCCAUAUGCGGCCCAUGCUAAGGUGAUCCACUCUGUAAUUCGGCAGUUUGAUUGUCCCUGGUAAUUUGGAUCUUAUAAGUAUUUUAUUUAUGGAUCAAUGCUAUUUCGUUGAAGCCGACUUUUGGAUUGUGGCUUUCCAAAAUUUAUAGUAGGGGAGGAAAGUAUGCUAAAUGUGCAGUCACUCGAGCGCUUUGGGGACCUAUUGGGUUGUGAAGAGUUGGUUCUAAAACCAAAAAAAGUUAAGUAAAGUUUUCCAUUUUAGUGGGGACUUUCCAUUUUUAAUUUAAUUUUCCAUUUCCAACAAUCGUUUUUUCCGAUUAUAGCGCCAUUUAUCCAUAAUUCGAAAAAAUGUUUCAAAUAAAAGUUACUUAUUUUUACGUAAGGAAUCCGAAUCUGCAAUAAAAAAUGGGGGCUCAUAUUUAAAAUUUUAAAGCAAUCCCCCACCCCACCUUCAUGAGGGGUCGUGUUUGGUAUCAUUCGAUAGAUUUUUCAAGCAUAUUGAAUAAGUGUAUUUUUCAGUUUUCAUAAAUAAUAAGCAUGCAUUUUUAGUUUUUAGAUCUAUUGUUCAUUUCGCGAAAUAUUCGCUUUUUUCUGGUGAUUUUUUGUGACUCACCCAUUUCCUUACGCCCCCGCCCAAAUCGUGAGAUUUUUGAAAUAUACACUGUUUUGCAUGUACUUAACUUACCUUAUCUUAAUCUGACGAUUUCGAGUUUUUCUAAGGAUAGAUUUUUGAUUUUUUUUUCGGCCCCUCCCCCUUAACGAACGCCCCUGUGUUUAGAGCCAAUAUAUGGUAGAGGUACAUCUACAGGGUACCAGGUUUCUCCCCAUAUGAUAAUCUGACGCGCUCGAGUUACUGCAAAAAUCCCCGCUUGGGCUCCGCUACCAUUAUGUUUAAACCAACUUUCUUACAAUCUGCAUCAAACUCAGUAAGCAUAGUUCUAAUCUCUUUUAAGUUGUCUGUUAUAAGAACUAUGUCGUCUGCGAAUGGUAGGUGGGAGAGCCUUUUGUCGUCAACAUUUAUUCCUUUGGUGUCCCAUUCCAAUUGUUUGAAAGCAUGUUCAAGUAUUGCCGUAAAGAGUUUGGAAGAUAACGUGUCUUCCUGUCUAAUUCCUCUUUUGAUAUGUAUAGAUUUGAUAUCGUUUGUGUAGUCGGACGGUCAUGGUUGCAUUAUUGUAUAUGUUCGCUAUCAGUUUGGAGUACCGAUAAUCUAUACGACUUUCCUCCAACGCUCUCAUUAUGCUGUCAAUUUCUAUCGUAUCAAAUGUUUUGUGAAAGUCUACGAAAGAAAGGACCAAUGGCCGGUUGUAUUCGAUGGAUUUUUCUAUAAUCCCUUUCAUGCAAUGGAUGUGGUCGUUAGUGCCAAAGUUUUUCAUAACACCCGCCUGUUCUCUAAGUUAGUAAAAAUCUAAUUUUGCUUCCAGUUUAUUUGUGAUUAUUAUUGUGAAUAAAUUGUUAGAGGUGGUUUAAUAGGCUUAUGGGUCGCUAAUUCUCGAGCUCUGUUGGAUGGCCCUUUUUGUCUAAUAAGAUGGUAUGUGCACUGUGCCAUCUUGUAGGUGUUUCACUCUGAUGCAAACAUAAGUUAAACAGUAACUGUUCAACUUAUGUUUGCAUAUAAGAAGUUAUAGGAACUGUUCCUUUAUGUUCUUUAAACGUCUGUCUCUUUACGGCCUCUAUAACGAUAUUUUCUUAUCCCGGAGCUAUUUCCCUAUUUCUUUUCAUUUUGGUUGGUUGACUAAUCUUUUUACUGAAUCUUCUAGUGGCUCAUCAUGGUUGUGUUGGCUGUUGUAUAGUUCUGCAUCUCUGUUGGUGAUGAUAUUUCCAUCUCUAUCCUUUAAUUUCGUUAUGUCUUUUUUGUCAUUUGUUAAUUUUCUCCUUAGAACUUUUGAGGCUUUUGUUAUCUUAAUUAUUUGUUGAAUUUGUUCAUUUUUAUAUUUUCGGUUGUCCGUACUAAUAGUUUUUGUAUUCUUUUACUUAUAUCUCUAAGGUCCGCUUGCCAGAGGUGUAACCAGGAUUAUCGUAAGGGGAGGGUUACAACUACUUGAUCGCUUCUGGGGGGUAUGGAAUAGUAAUGGUGUUAGGCGUAUAGAGCUCAAAGUACAUCCAAAUGAGGGGAUUAUAACCCCCAAACCCCCCCUGAUUACGCCUAUGCCGCUUGCCACUAUGUUAAAUUUAGUACUGAAAUUAGUACUAAAAAUAGGGUACCUACAAAUUAGUUGCGCGCGCCGAUUCAGUACUAAACAUGUUCUAAUUUCUUGUACUAAAAAUGAUGAAUGUUAACUAAGGGCCGGUUGUUCGAACGCUAAUCAAAAAUGGAAUCAACUGAUCAUUAUCAAAUAUUUAAUUACUAUCAAAUUAAUUUAUACUUGCUUUAUUACCUACUUAGAAAAUUGAUUACAAUCAACUGAUUGGCGUACCAACAACGGAUUUUGUUAUUUGAUGGUUUUUAAGGGGACUUGAUUAUAAUCAACUCUUGAUUAGCGUUCGAACUACCGGCCCUACAAGUGAGGUUAUGUUACUUAUGUUUAUACUGUUUUCAAAUAUGUGGAGUCAUAAUCAAAUACUUAGAAAGUUUAAUCGAGCUUCAUAAAGCAAAUCUGCACAUAAUUUUAGUUUCUUUUUCAACAUCAUUAUUUACCUCUUUGUGUGUUUACUCUAAUUAAAACAUUAGUUUAUCAUUACAAAAUUGGCAGAGCGCAUGCCUCUCUGCGAAUUCGAAUUAGAUAAGUUGCAAACGCAAACUGACAUUUUUCAUACUAAAUCGACUCGUGCAACUAAUCAAUAUUUUUAGUAGGUACUGAAAUCAGUACUGAAAUUAGCAUAAUGGCAAACGGGUUUCUCACAAGUUCAUGGUGUUCUUUACUUCUAUUACUUUGCAUUUUUCUCCUCUCAUCCAUUAAUGCUUGUGUUUGGGAGUUUGGGGACUUAUUCUUUUGUUAUGUGAUGUCUUUUGGCAGUGUAUCUUUCGGUUAGAAAAGUCUAACAAGUGUGAAAUUUGUUUGAAGCAGUUUUCUCAUUCAGGUUCUUUGAAAACGCAUAUUUGAAAGAGCACAGUGAAGAAAAAUCAGAGAAGUGAAAUUUGUUUUAAGCAGUUUUAUCUCAAAAAUAUUUUGGAAAUACAUUUAAAAGAGCACAGUGCCGAAAAACAAAUGUGACAUUUGUAAGAAAGUAUCUAAUCUAAUGAAAGGCCAAGAUGACACGUCAAGCGGAAACGUAGUUUGUCCGGAAUGAUAACUCCAAGCGCCACCAAAAAGAAAUCUGAACUACCAACAUCUGACAUCAAGAGUGAAAAUAAAGUCAAACGUAGGUAAUUGUCAAAGUUGUGGAUACACUGUCGCAUGGAAAAUUAAUCCAAGGAAACGAUAGAGUUUUUACUAAAAAUACCUAUAGUGUUUAAAAAUGUUUUGUAAAAUUGUACUCAAAAUUAAUUAAAUAAAUAUAUAAUCCGAAA
Diabrotica virgifera virgifera (western corn rootworm) is the source of this 9398-nucleotide messenger RNA. Its product is annotated as zinc finger protein 227-like. The transcript is spliced from 2 exons. Gene Ontology annotation, molecular function: DNA-binding transcription activator activity, RNA polymerase II-specific; RNA polymerase II cis-regulatory region sequence-specific DNA binding. The record is from RefSeq and is a predicted model, not a curated record. The coding region runs from base 964 to 2613 and encodes 549 amino acids. Gene Ontology annotation, cellular component: nucleus. Lineage: Eukaryota; Metazoa; Arthropoda; Insecta; Coleoptera; Chrysomelidae. Gene Ontology annotation, biological process: regulation of transcription by RNA polymerase II.